This is a messenger RNA of Varanus komodoensis (Komodo dragon), 3562 nucleotides long. It is a transcript of the gene CRISPLD1, whose product is annotated as cysteine rich secretory protein LCCL domain containing 1. Gene Ontology annotation, cellular component: extracellular region. The transcript has 15 exons. The coding region runs from base 382 to 1899 and encodes 505 amino acids. Lineage: Eukaryota; Metazoa; Chordata; Lepidosauria; Squamata; Varanidae. The record is from RefSeq and is a predicted model, not a curated record.
CGAGCGAAGGCUCAUCCACGGAGCCCGGCGCGGGAAAGCGACUGUGCUGAGCGGGGCUGCCGCAGGGACUCAGACUGGGAGGCGCAAAAGUUUGCAACAGCGCCUUUUGCCUCCUCGACGGGCCGGAGCAGCCUUUCCUUUCCCAGCGAGGCGGCUGCAAACUUCCUUUGCUGGGAGAACUUUGGCAGGAGGCGCGCUGGGUUUCUUUCUGCAGAGUUGAGCGCGUGUAGCUCGCUCGCUCGCUCGCUCGCACUCGCACACACACGUGUACGCACGCACGCACGCACCCCGCGAUUUGCUCCCAAAAGAGGCCCGAGCCAAUAGACCUAGAAGAAGGCUUUGCCUUGGGGUUAACACAGAAGAGUUUUGUGAUCCUUCAUCAUGAAGAGUGUAGCAGAAGAAUGGUUCAGAGUAACUGCUUUGCUAUUUAUAGUUCAAGCAGUUGCUGCUAUGGUACUUCCCAAUGCAACAUUGUUUGAAGAGCUGCUGGACAAAUACAUGGAUGAAGAUGGUGAAUGGUGGGUCGCCAAGCAAAGAGGAAAAAGAGCUAUCACUGACAGUGAUAUGCAAAGCAUCUUGGAUCUUCAUAAUAAAUUACGGGGUCAGGUGUAUCCACAAGCAUCCAAUAUGGAAUAUAUGACAUGGGAUGUAGAGCUGGAGCGAUCUGCACAGUCCUGGGCUGAGACAUGCCUUUGGGAACAUGGGCCUUCAAGUCUUCUACCAUCUAUUGGGCAGAACUUGGGAGCACAUUGGGGAAGAUAUAGACCUUUAACAUUCCAUGUCCAAUCAUGGUAUGAUGAAGUGAGAGAUUUUACCUAUCCUUACCCACAAGAAUGUGACCCUUAUUGCCCCUACAAAUGUUCUGGGCCUGUGUGCACUCAUUAUACACAGGUGGUAUGGGCUACAAGUAACAGAAUAGGCUGUGCUGUUAACUUGUGCCAUAACAUGAAUGUCUGGGGACAGAUAUGGCCAAAAGCCAUUUAUUUGGUGUGCAAUUAUUCUCCAAAGGGCAACUGGUGGGGACAUGCUCCAUACAAACAUGGUCGCUCAUGUUCUGCAUGUCCACCUAGUUUUGGAGGAGGCUGCAGAGAAAAUCUAUGUUAUAAAGAAGGUUCUGAAAGGAUUUACUCUCCUGAGAUGGAGACCAAUGAGAUUGAACGGCAGCAAAUGCAUGUCCAGGAUGCAUCACAAAAUCAGUUAAGCCUGUAUGCAACUGCCCAUGACGAGGCUGAAAGAAAUGAAGUCAUAAGCAAACAACAAAUGUCUCAAAUAGUUUCCUGUGAAGUACGGUUAAGGGACCAGUGCAAAGGAACAACAUGUAAUAGAUACGAAUGCCCUGCUGGCUGCUUGGAAAGCAAUGCCAAAGUUGUUGGAAGUGUACAUUUUGACAUGCAAUCAAGCAUUUGCAGAGCUGCAAUACAUUAUGGCAUCCUAGACAAUGAGGGUGGCUGGGUUGAUGUUACCCGGCAGGGAAGAAGACAUUAUUUCAUAAAGUCCUAUAGAAAUGGAGUUCAGUCCAUUGGCAAAUACCAGUCUGCAAAUUCCUUCACAGUCUCUAAAGUACCAGUGCAAGCGAUUACUUGUGAAACAACUGUGGAACAAUUAUGCCCAUUUCACAAGCCAGUCACACAUUGUCCAAGGGUAUAUUGUCCUCACAAUUGCAUGCAGGCAAAUUCACACUAUGCUCGAGUAAUUGGAACACGAACAUAUUAUGAUGUAUCUAGUAUUUGCCGAGCAGCUCUCCAUGCUGGAGUAAUUCGCAAUGAAGGAGGCUUUGUUGACAUUAUGCCAGUUGAUAAAAGAAGAAUGUACAAUGCUUCAUUUCAAAAUGGCAUUUCUUCAGAAAGUUUACAAAAUCCUCCAGGAGGCAAGGCAUUCAGGGUGUUUGCUGUGGUUUGAAGACAGCAAGAAAACAGUACAAAUAAUAUCAAAACACAGUGCUUGGAAGAUGAGAAAGAAAAUGCCAUUCAUCUACUUCUUGAAAUUUGUACAAAGGUGUAAUGUUGCUGAACGGAAGAUAUUUACUGUUUUCUGAUUGGAAAAGUGUUUAACUGCAUAUAAAUCUAACUGGGGGAAAAUCUGUAAACAUGGGAAAAUUCAUAUAAGAAGCUAUGAUCAUAAAUAACUUGUUUUGAAUCCUGUGUUAAAUAUUGCUAUAUUUUCUUAGCAUGUAUUCCGAUGCAGUUCAUUCAAAGCUCAUAAAUGUUCCAGUUUAAAAAUCCAAAUACAUGAUGUUUAUGUAUGCCACUAAGGUUAAGUAUAUCUAUGAUAGAUCCUUUAUCCUUGUACAUAGAAUCAUUCAUUGCUUAUAAGUGGCAGGUGGUGGGGAAAGGGGAAGAACUGAAGCCCUGAAGCAAACAAUGAACACAUAUUGCUACAGAAAUGUACAAUAAUCAGCAUGGAAACUUGUGCAAGUUUCAUGCCAGUUUUCCUCUGACUUUUUAUAAAAUGCCAAGUACAACAUAUCCUGGCAUAUCCUGGGACACAGACUAGGUAUAUAGUUUUUGUAUUGUGUUUGUACACAUCCUUUUUUAAAAAAUGAAAAAUAUAAACAAGUACUACUAACUGCACAGUCAUUUACAUAAUUUGGUGCAAUGUAUGGCUAAAAAUUAAGGAUUUUUAUUUGCCACCUUAUCAGGUAUCAUUGGGACUUACAUUUCAGGAAAACUUUAGAAUUGAGUUUAAAUCCAGACUAAGUUCCUUUUUGUUCCAAUUCUAAGUAACGCCAGUAAGCACAGGUUUGUUGAUAGGACUGACACCCCACACAACAUACUUUGGCCUAUACAGUAUAUGGUUUUGAUCGAUGGAGAAGCUUCGCUGUAAAGCAAUGUAUCGCAUAAGCCCUAAAUUUAUUCAGACCUGUGCAGAGAUUCACUGGCUAACAUGUAGGGCUAAGCUGGCUGUGUUGUAACCCAUUCCCCCUAUAUCCAUGUGUGCCUCACUGCUAAUUAGACCUUUGUGUAUUGAAUGCAAAAAUCUGAAAUGCUCUUUGCAAGCACGUUCAGUUGAACACACUUAGAGAGAGCCCUUGUUAGGAAGCUCUAAUAAGUGCUGGACAAACCUGCUCAAAAUGUGAAGGUCUACCCAGCAAUCUGGUGCAAGGGUACACUGGGGUGAGGGGAAUACAUGUGCAUCCGUGUCCUUCACCCUUUUUUAUCAUUACAUGUGGCAAUGCAUCUGGCAUUUAUUCCUGCAGGGCAGGACACGGUGCCAAAGAUUGCUAUCCCAUCAUUUUUCAACAUUUUAUCAAAAUAGCCCUAUGCAUUAAAUCUACCAUAUUGUGGUAUAUUAGGAAUCAAUAUAUAAGGAUAACAAUAUCACAUUUUCUAUGAAAAGUGUCUAGUAUAACACUGUAAAAUGGAAAAAUGGUGGUUUUAGGGGUUUUUUGUAAUGUUGAAAUUGAACUUUAAAGUUUCUUUCAAAAUAUCAUUGGUACUGAUAUUCUUCAUAUAUGCAUCACAGUAUUAUUUUGUUUCGCUACAUGUACUACCUCAUGUAGUUAGGCAACUAUUUUUAGCUUUUUUAAAAAAUUCUUUUUAAAUAAAAGUCAAUUAAAUGACAA